UUGUUUUCAUAUAUUCGCUUUGUUUAGAAACGAACAACGUUUGUAAAUUUAAUGUAAACCUUUAACCUUUGUCAAAACUCUUGCAACUUGCCAAAUCAUGUCGGGCUGUGAUUCCCAGAAAGCUGAAACUUCGAAGGAUAACAUAUCCAUCGAUGAAGGCUUACCUCGAGAACUUAGCCAGUUAAGUUUGUCGAGUGCCUCAAGCCAAGACGAAUUUUAUUGUGAUAAAGGACAUUCCGAAACAGCUUUGAAAAAUAUAUACGGAUAUUAUCAGGCCCAGAAACUAUGCGACGUAGUUUUAAUAGCAGGUGGAACAAGGAUAUCAGCACACAAAAUAGUAUUAACAUCAUGUAGCGAGUAUUUUGCUGCUAUGUUCACCGGGUCACUGCGAGAGGCACAGCUUGCAGAGAUCACACUGGAGCGAGUGGACGCCCAGGCACUGCAGGCACUUGUUCAUUAUUGCUACACUGGCAUUAUAGAACUUAGAGAAGAGACAGUAGAAGUGUUGCUGUCAACAGCAAGCUUGUUACAGCUGAAUACAGUCACAGCUGCGUGCUGUACCUUCCUGAAGAAACAGCUCGAUCCAUGCAACUGUCUGGGGAUCGGACUGUUUGCAGAGCAGCAGUCGUGCCUGGCCCUGCAUCGGAGCGCGUUGGAAUAUACUUAUCAACAUUUCAUGCAAGUAGUGAAACAUCAAGAGUUUCUUUCACUACAAGCGGACCAGCUAGCCAGCCUGCUCAAAUCCGACGAUCUAAACAUAGUGACUGAAGAGAAUGUGUUCGAGAGCUUGAUGACGUGGGUGCAACAUGACAGCGCCAAGCGGGAGCAACACCUGCCGAUGCUGCUCAAGUUGAUCAAACUGCCGCUCCUGUCCUCUGAGUAUUUGAUCGACAAAGUGGAGCAGGCGUGCGGCAACGUGGCGGAGUGCCAGCCGCUCAUCAUGGAGGCAGUCAAGUGGCACCUGCUGCCCGAGCGGCGGUCUCUGCUGUGCUCGCAUAGAACCAGACCAAGGACUUCCACCAUCGGGCGACUGCUAACUAUAGGCGGCAUGGAUGGCUGUAAGGGAGCCAGCAACAUGGAGAUGUAUGAUCCCCGAACGAAUUCGUGGUCGCCGUUCAUGAGGAUGGGAGCUCGCAGGUUGCAGUUUGGCGUCGCUGUCAUGCAGAACAAACUCAUCGUCGUUGGCGGGAGGGAUGGGUUAAAGACAUUGAACACGGUGGAGUGUUUCGACCUAACAUCGCUCACAUGGAGCACGAUAGCGCCGAUGAACACGCACCGGCACGGGCUCGGGGUGGCCGUGCUCGGCGACGGGCCCAACUCGCCCGUGUACGCGGUCGGCGGCCACGACGGCUGGAUCUACCUCAACUCUGUGGAGCGAUGGGACGCGUGCUCGCGCACGUGGACGAUGGUGUCGCCGAUGGCGGGCGCGCGCAGCACGUGCGGCGUGGCGGCGCUGCGCGGGCGCCUGUACGCGGCGGGCGGGCGCGACGGCGGCGCGUGCCUGCGCUCCGUGGAGUGCUACGACCCCGCCACCAACCACUGGACCAACUGCGCGCCCAUGACGCGUCGUCGCGGCGGACUCAGCGUGUGCGCAGCGGGCGGCUAUCUGUACGCCCUCGGCGGUCACGAAGCUCCAGCGAACGCUGCGGGCGGGAGGCUAGCCUGCGUGGAGCGCUACGACCCCAGCACUGACACGUGGAUCCUCCUGGCGCGCCUGAGCUACGGCCGCGACGCCAUCGGCUCCUGUCUGCUCGGGGACCGCAUCGUUGCCGUAGGCGGGUACGACGGCGUGCAGUACCUGUGCGUGGUGGAGGUGUACGACGCGGAGGCGGACUGCUGGCGCAAGCUGGCGCCGCUCAGCACGGGGCGCGCCGGCGCCGCCGUGGUGGCCGUGCCGCCGCCGCGGCUCUUCUGAUCCGUCGUCAUCCUCAUCAGCAUGCGGCCCGUCGCCGACUGAGAUACGCUACUAUCAUGCCGUUAACCCGUUCACUGCUGAUCAUGACCCGUCGUUCGACCUCUACGACACAUUUUCGGGGAAAUCUAUGGUAUCGUAGCGCUACGACCGUAGCUCAACGGUGAAAUGAGUUAAUGAAACGUGGCACGCACUUGUGUACGUAACAUUAUUGAGCGUAAAACGGCGUAGCACUUUAUAGAGCUUUGCAUGUUGUUACUCGAAAUCGGCGCUGGUCGUCAGCGUAGCGCACGUCACAAUGAAAGACGUUAUAACGCUCACUGACAGCAUUAAACGUUAAACGCUCCGCUAGCGAGUGUUGCCAACUCGAAUUAUGAAAUACCCCUUCCUAUUUUCAUUUCCACAUUACGAAUUUUCACUUCUUCCGCGCGGAGGGACUCCACGCAUUAUUUUUUAUUUAGUUUAUCGUCAUAGUGGUGCCUGUAUAUUCUUCGUUAGUAAUAAUUUACAAAACAAUUCCGCAAGCUCUUAAUUUUGCUACAAAUAUAACUGCGCGAUGCGUUCUACUACACUACAUAAUUACUAAGACAUGGCGCUUUUUAUUUAUUUACUUAAAGUGGCUCCGAUUUCUUUUAAUUUUCAUUUAUCAGUUCAUUGUCGCACUGACAUUAAAUAAUGUUUCUCAGAAUAUAUACGCUAUUCUACACGAAAUCAUGUUAGAAACACAAACACAAAUGAAUACCUUAGUUCAAUGAUAUGUUAGUUAAAAUUAGUUAAUUCUGACAAAAACAGCCUGUAAGUAAAUACAUUUUGACAGGCUUUUAUAAACAAAAUAACGGCAUAUGUCUGAAGUUAGAACUAUAUGAUCUAGUCAUCUAUUUCAUACAACAUAUUGCCUAAUUAGGGAACUUUUAGCUGAAAUGGUUUAUAACCAUUAAACAAAUAUGUGCAGUAGUACAGCUAUAUCAAUUUUAUUUUAGUUUUAUAUACCUAGAAUUUAAGUUGUAUUUUUUAGACCGCAUAUGAAGACUACUUAUAAAUAUUUAACUUUUUAUUAUCAAGGUAUAAAUUAUUCCUAUUUUCUCAAAUUACACAGGGUCCAGGGAUAUUUGCAUUUCUAUCCUUUCAUUGAUUCGCUCACGAAGGAAAACACAAUUCCGAAAAUAUAUAAACGUUCCUUCCUUAUUGGAAUUGAUCUCAGUAUCAAUAUAUGUAUUUUGUUCAUUUUAUUGUUUAAGAAAACUGCUUUGCAUUUAAAAUACAGCCUAGCAAAAAAAAGUAGAAUCGUCGUGUUGUCUCGUUUUCUGGCAUGUACCUAAGUGUAACACUACAAUGUACGCAGUUUCUAAUCUCUACCCUUUUUGCCAGGCUGUAGAAUGAUAUUAGUUUAAAUUAGACUAACUUUCCAUAAAUAAUUAAAUAAAGACAAUUUUUGUAUUUUUCUAUCUUAUAAAUAAACUUAUAAGUUUUACAACAAAGUAAAUGCCACGAAAAACCUAGGACACAUUCUUCUCUUAUAGACAGUAUUCUCUACAUUUGUUUCGGGUACUUUUUGAAAUAACAUUUAUUUUCAGUUUUCAACUGUAGCUCAUUUUUUUGCAAAAAUGGCAGUUUCUGAAAUAAAUGUCAAUUGAUCAUUUAUGAUUUUCAUGAUGUCAAAUAUUCAUUUUGAUUCUCGAUUCUGUUUCCAACCUUUAAUAUGUGAUGUGUCAUACGGUAUACAUUCUACAUCGUAGUUUGUUCUUUAUGUUGUUCGGCUUGUGAAUAGAAACAGCUCAUAAAGUACAAACUAGAGAAACAAUUAGACUUCAAUAUUUUUGCCUAAACCAAGUUCUCAAUAUUACCUUACAUACUAAAUAUCAUAGUGCUAUUUUUUUAUCUUAAAGGCAUAGUAUGUGUUAAGAAAUUAUGAUUAAGGAAUGAAAGAAGGUUCUGUGGGUAAGCAUUAAUUAGUGGUCCCCUAAAUUAUUUAUAAAUUGAGGCUUAAACACUUGCCUUUAAAGAGUUUUAAUAUAGGUACGAUUCACAUGAAACAGUCGAAGCACAUCUUUAGAAUCUAAAGUUUAGAUUUAAAGGAAUUUGCAGCUUCCGUGCCGUAUGGAUUACAGUAUCAGUUACAAUUGAAAAUGAAAAUGAAAUAUUUAUAUUUCAAGUAGGCAUAUUACAAUGCGCAUAUGAACGUCAAAUAAAGCUACGCCGGCUCGAACCCUACGCCUCAGCCUCGAGAAUAUUUCCGUCCCCCCUCAGUUGGGAGGGGGGUAUCCACUAUGGGACCGGCAAGAAACUGAUAUCCAGACGCUAUAUGGAGUCUGAAAUUAAUUAUGAAAAAUUAGAUUAUUAUUAAAUGUCUAGAACGUCUUUUUAUCAGUCAUACAACUGCACGGGAAGCAUGGUCGCGCGAUAGACGAUAAAAUAUCAGGCCGUCCCUAUCGCACUUACAAAUAGUGCGAUAGGGACGGCCUGCUACUUUAUCACUUAUCGCGCGACCAUAAUUGCCUGCCUGGUUAGGAGCAAGUAUUCCUUUGUGGACUUUCACAGUGAGUGCCUCGUUUAAUGUGAAUCGUACGUAAAGGGUUUCCAAAGGUAACAAAUUUUCCCAAAUUUUUUCGCGAUAGCUCUAUUCUUGCUUUUGUGAGUCAACUUACAAUAGUUGGGCGCAACGGUGUUGACUAUGUAUAGGUACCGCUAAAUAGAGAUAGUGGUAUUCCUAUCAUUCAAAUCGUAUACAAGUACAGUGUCCCACAAAACAGUUUCCACGGUUUGACUGUGGGAUCGUGCAGUCUCUACUCUCUUAUAUUAUAGAAUAGUCUAUAUCAUUAAAUACUUAAGGCAUCGUUUAUUCAGUUUCUUUAUUCUAAUAAACCAAUCUACUUCUUCAUAAUCCAGUAAUUUUACUAUAUUCAUUUCCAUUAGACAUAAACUCAAGUUGGUGAAAAUUUUGUUACAAUUUGCAAUCCUUUUCAGUGAAAGCUGAUAGUUCAAUACAUUAUUUGCUUUGGGGGCGUCCAUUAAUCGCGUCAUACGUUUUUAGCUUAUUUUAGACCCCCCCCUCCCCCAUGGUGAUCUUUGGUGAUAUUUUCAGGACCCCCUCCCCCCCCCUG
Leguminivora glycinivorella is the source of this 5013-nucleotide messenger RNA. RefSeq names its product kelch-like protein 5. The transcript has 11 exons. Gene Ontology annotation, molecular function: protein binding. The coding region runs from base 98 to 1915 and encodes 605 amino acids. NCBI's taxonomy places the organism in Eukaryota, Metazoa, Arthropoda, Insecta, Lepidoptera, Tortricidae. The record is from RefSeq and is a predicted model, not a curated record.